Molecule: messenger RNA, 1228 nt
Organism: Trifolium pratense (red clover)
Lineage: Eukaryota; Viridiplantae; Streptophyta; Magnoliopsida; Fabales; Fabaceae
Product: binding partner of ACD11 1-like
Exons: 6
Coding region: 110-1045 (311 amino acids)
Molecular function (GO): RNA binding
Source: RefSeq, a predicted model, not a curated record
AUUACCAAACCACCCUUUUCUAUUCCUAUUUCUUCCAAAAACACCUUUGUUGCGAACCAACGUAGUUGUGACAAAAAUCAUUGUAUCAUCGAAUCGUAUCAUCAGAAAAAUGUCGAUAUCAGUGGACCAUAAUGAUCAAAGAGCUGAAGCGAUUCCCUGCUCCACAGCUACACCAAAUUGGACUGUUCAUGUUUCAGAUAUAAGAACGGUUAAGGUGAGUAACAUAUCACAGAUUACUUCGAAAAAGGAUAUUGAAGAAUUCUUUUCAUUCUCAGGCGAUAUUCAAUUUAUUGAGAUGCAAAGGGAAUCUGAUCGCACUCAGAUUGCUUAUGUUACCUUCAAAGAUUCACAGGGAGCAGAAAUGGCAGUUCUCUUGACGGGUUCUAAGAUAGCUGACCUAUAUGUCACAAUCUCACCUGUGGAGAAGUACCAGCUUCCCCCUGAUGCGCUUCCCUCGAGUCCAACAAACAAAAGUGCUGCUGCAGUUAAGAAGGCUGAAGAUGUAAUUAGUACUAUGCUUGCCAAGGGUUUCAUUUUAGGAAAGGAUGCGAUCAACAAGACAAAAUCCUUCGAUGAACGUCUUCAAUUGACUUCAAAUGCUUCUUCCGCAGUUGCAUCUAUUGAUAAUAAAAUAGGUUUAAGUGAUAAACUAAGUAUUGGAACAACCAUUGUCAACGAAAAGGUGAAAGAGAUGGAUGAAAGGUAUCAACUUUCUGGAAUGACAAAAUCUGCUAUUGCUGUUGCCGAGCAAAAAGCAAGUAGUGCUGGAUCCAUUAUCAUGAGUAAUUCUUACGUCUUAACCGGAGCUUCAUGGUUUUCAAGUGCAUAUAGCGCUAUUGCUAAGGCAGCUGAGGAUGUCAGCUUGAUGACCAAGGAGAAGCUUGAACAAGCUGAGGUGGACAAAAAGGAGAUUAUUUAUAGUGAAAGAAUAGGGAUGGUCGAUGGAUAUUCUCAGAUGCACUUCGAAGACUCUUUAAACGGCGGGCCUGCAGUAGUUCCAGUUAAUUCUGACAAUGACAGUAAAUCUGGUAAUUUUUUAACUUGAUUCUGACUCACAAUUCCUUAACAUCCUUAAAAGCACAGCUGGGUUGACCGUGUUGGAAUAGUUAUUUUCAGUCUUUAGUUGCUGCACAUUUGUUGUACAAUGAAAAAUCUUGUUGAUUGUUAUACUGAUGUAAAGGUUGGUUCUACAGAUAUGAUUCAUAAACAUGAUCAUCAUUCUUUGUUA